This is a messenger RNA of Triticum turgidum subsp. durum (durum wheat), 711 nucleotides long. NCBI's taxonomy places the organism in Eukaryota, Viridiplantae, Streptophyta, Magnoliopsida, Poales, Poaceae. The record is from the annotation of a GenBank genome assembly.
AUGACAAGAAGAUAUUGGAACAUUAAUUUGAAAGAGAUGAUAGAAGCAGGAGUUCAUUUUGGUCAUGGUAUUAAGAAAUGGAAUCCUAAAAUGGCCCCUUACAUUUCGGCAAAGCGUAAAGGUACUCAUAUUAUAAAUCUCGCUAGAACGGCUCGGUUUUUAUCAGAAGCUUGUGAUUUAGUUUUUGAUGCAGCAAGUCAGGGAAAAAGUUUCUUAAUUGUUGGUACCAAAAAAAGAGCAACAGAUUUAGUAGCAUCAGCUGCAAUAAGGGCUCGUUGUCAUUAUGUUAAUAAAAAGUGGUUCAGUGGUAUGUUAACGAAUUGGUCGAUUACGAAAACUAGACUUUCUCAAUUUAGAGACUUAAGAGCAGAAGAAAAAAUGGGAAAAUUCCACCAUCUCCCAAAAAGAGAUGUGGCAAUCUUGAAGAGAAAAUUAUCUACCUUGCAAAGGUAUCUCGGCGGGAUCAAAUAUAUGACGAGAUUGCCAGACAUUGUGAUCGUCCUUGAUCAGCAAAAAGAGUAUAUAGCUCUUCGGGAAUGUGCCAUUUUGGGGAUUCCUACUAUUUCUUUAGUCGAUACAAAUUGUGACCCGGAUCUCGCGAAUAUAUCGAUUCCAGCCAACGAUGACACUAUGACUUCAAUUCGAUUGAUUCUUAACAAAUUAGUAUUUUCAAUUUGUGAGGGCCGUUCUCUCUAUAUAAGAAAUCGUUGA